Monoraphidium neglectum is the source of this 783-nucleotide messenger RNA. RefSeq names its product ATPase, class I, type 8B, member 2. The transcript has 2 exons. Gene Ontology annotation, molecular function: ATPase-coupled intramembrane lipid carrier activity. Lineage: Eukaryota; Viridiplantae; Chlorophyta; Chlorophyceae; Sphaeropleales; Selenastraceae. Gene Ontology annotation, cellular component: plasma membrane. The record is from RefSeq and is a predicted model, not a curated record. Gene Ontology annotation, biological process: phospholipid translocation. Bases 1 to 783 code for a protein of 260 amino acids.
AUGCAGGCAGGGGCACCUGGCAGCGGCGCCGUGCUGCAGCUGCCCCAGCGCCAUGUGCCGCAUGCAGCUAUCGCGGGCAGCGCUGAGGCCAAUGGCGGGCCACAUGCAUCCACAAGCGGGCGGCGAUCCAACAGCAGCCCCAGGCUCGGCAGCGGCGCCGAUGGUGACGUCCACGUGCCUCACCAGCAGCAGUUGCUGCACCAACAACAACAGCCGCAGCAGCAGCAACACCACCACCCGCAGCAGCGGCCGAGCGGCGCCGGCCCCGGCGCGCCGCAGAGCGCCGGCGCCCUAGCAGCCCCCGCGCCCGCCGACGGCUUCGAGCCGCCCGCCCGCGUCAUCCGCCCGCACACCAGCCGCCCGCCGGUGUCGCGCGGCUGCCUGCACCACGCGGCGAAGGCGCUCGGCAUCCACCUCCAGGGGGACGUGGCUACGAAUGAGAUCAGCACGGCCAAGUACACACUGCUGACGUUCCUGCCAGUAAAUCUUUUUGAGCAGUUCAUGCGGGUCGCCAACCUGUAUUUCCUGCUGUGCGCCAUACUCCAGCUCAUCCCCGGGCUGUCGCCUACGAGCUGGUUCACGACGGUCGCGCCGCUGGUGUUUGUGCUGGCGGUCAACGCGGUCAAAGAGGGCUACGACGACGCCUGCCGCCACCGCAACGACACCCAGAUCAACAACAGACGGGUCAUCAUGCUGGACGGGGAGGCGGGGGAGGUCUUGGUGUACUGGAAGGACGUCGUGGCGGGAGACCUCAUAAAGGCGCGUGGGCUAUUUUUGGGGUGA